CCACGUUAUACAGGAAGUAAAGAAAUGUUCGAGGGAGAGAAGGGACGGCUUGCCGAAAUAAACUGACAGAUAAACACUAAGUCUCUCAACACACUAUCUUUGCCGGCUGCUUCUGACCAGAUUUGCCGACUGACUCUGCCGGAAACGACAGCUGACGCUAUUAAAGGGACAAACUGAGCAAAAAAAAUGGCAGAGAAGGUGUUGGUCACAGGUGGAGCAGGCUACAUCGGGAGUCACUGUGUGGUGGAGCUCAUUGAAGCAGGCUACCAGCCGGUCGUAGUAGAUAACUUCAGUAACGCUGUACGAGGAGAGGGUAAUGUGGCUGAGAGCAUUCGGAGGAUAGAGAAGCAUCUGGGCACCAGCAUUGAGUUUCACGAUCUGGAUCUUCUGGAUCGCCCCGGCUUGGAAAACCUCUUCAAAAAGCAUUCUUUCAGUGCUGUGAUGCACUUUGCUGGCCUGAAAGCAGUGGGUGAGUCGGUGGAGCAGCCGCUACGCUACUACAGAGUCAACCUCACCGCCUCCAUAAACCUGCUCGAGGUGAUGCAGGCUCACAAGGUGAAAAAUCUGGUCUUCAGCAGCUCGGCCACGGUGUAUGGAGACCCCCAGUACCUUCCCAUAGACGAGCAGCACCCCACGGGGGGCUGCACCAACCCCUACGGCCAGAGCAAGUACUUCAUCGAGGAGAUGAUCAAGGACCACUGCAAAGCUGAGAAGGACUGGAAUGCAGUGCUGCUGCGUUAUUUCAACCCAAUCGGAGCUCAUUCCUCUGGACUGAUAGGAGAGGACCCUCAGGGGAUCCCGAACAACUUACUGCCAUAUGUUGCCCAGGUUGCGGUUGGGAGAAGAACGUGCCUGAGUGUGUUUGGAAAUGACUACGACACAGUCGAUGGCACAGGCGUGCGAGAUUACAUCCACGUCGUGGAUCUGGCAAAGGGACACAUAGCGGCCCUGAAGAAGCUGAAGGACAACUGCGGGUGCAAGGUUUACAAUCUGGGAACGGGAAGAGGCUACUCUGUGCUCCAGAUGGUGAAAGCCAUGGAGAAGGCAUCAGGGAAAGAGAUCCCAUACAAGAUCGCCCCUCGUAGGGAAGGAGACAUAGCUUCCUGCUAUGCUGACCCUUGUCUAGCUGAGAAGGAGCUGGGCUGGAAGGCUGAAUUCGAAUUGGAGAGAAUGUGUGAGGAUCUGUGGCGCUGGCAGUCCAUGAACCCCACCGGCUUUUCCAACGGCACCACCUCUUGAUGCAUCUAGUCGUUGUUUCAAACCUCUUUUUAAAUCACCUGGCCAAAGUGAGCCAUCGACUUUAUAAUUUUUUUUUUCUCAAAGACCUCAAAAGAAUCUGAAAUCUCAGUGUUUAAUUGGUUUUCUUUUUCUAUUUUAUGCCUAUAUUAACGGAAAGCCUGUUUACUCUGGAAGUAAAAUCUAUUUUGUUUUGUCUGGGUUUGUAUUUCACAUGUAACCUUGGGUAUAUUACGGAAGCCCUAAACGGCCACGGGUUCAAAUUUUAUUUUAUUUUUUUCCAUUUUCUCUAGAUCUUGAGUUAUUUCUAUAUAUAUAUAUAUAUAUAUAUAUAAACAAAGUUUUGUUUUCUCGAGAUCCCAAGAUUACUUUUCACGUGACGUCACACAGUUUUGUUUUCUCGAGAUCCCAAGAUCACUUUUCACGUGACGUCACACAGUUUACAGUGUCCUCUUUCUCAGUGAGCGGUGUUUUCAAACUGGAAAUGGAAUUCACACAGUGCGUCCUCCAGCUACUCAAAUUCUGUUUGGGAGACUGUGCAGACUGCACAAAAACUGUCUGCCACUCCAGCCUCCAAACUUAAGGGUUACAGGUUGUUUUUAUAACAUCACCUGUUUGAUUAUGAAGCCUUAUUAUAUUAAUAUAUAUUGUUUUGGAACAGUGUCAACCACUCAGUCACAGUGAGAGCAUGCUGUUACAGGUCUAUGAGGAAAAACAAAUAGCCUCAUUACCUCAGGUUUUUCUAAUAAGAUUAUAGGGUUCCGUUUUCUCUUUUGUUGUGUUGUGUUAUGCUGCGGUUGCAGACUUUGCAGUAUGCCAGUAUUUCAGGAGCCUCAAUUAAUAGACAACUGCACACGUAACUGUUAAGACCCAUGUUUGUUGAGGACAAAGACUGAGAAAUAUACUGUCAAUUAGUGUUUACAUGCACACUUUUAAUCAGUGUAUUAUCGCAUUUCUGGAUUAUCAUAUUAUUCAAGUGGCCAUUUAACACCAUGAGGACCCGGUGUCUUUUAUCAGAUUAUUGCAGUUAUCAAUUCAAUUCAAAUAACUUUAGGUAUCCCCGAGGGGUCAUUUAACAGCUCACUGAUUAUUAUUCUGCACAUGUAAAUGCCCUCAGUGAAAAACACCUACUGUUCCAUAUGCUCAUAUUCUGUCAUGUUACUGUUUUGAUGAUUUAGAAAUGAUCCAAAUCCACUUAACACAUCAUGUCUCUGUUUAUGGUGAGUAUGAGGAGGACAUACUUUUGUGAAUGAUGUUCAUGUAGUUGCUCUUAGUUAAUUUUUUUUUUAACUUUAUUUUAGUCAUACUCAACCUACCUUGGGAGUUUACACAACAUUGUUUAAUUUUAAAACAAUCAUUCAACUUAAUUACCAGUUGUCAAUCUGUACAUGCAAACAUUUGAAUUACAAGAAAACAGAGGAAAUUAACUAUCACGGGAAAAUGGAAAAAAAAUAUGUGAACCCAUGGCCGCUUAGAGCUUCCAUAGUAUUUCUCCUCUUUGAAUGUACUGAUCUGUGAGCCAUAACAAUGGAAGAAUAAAUUAAUUUUCUUACUGAAA
Molecule: messenger RNA, 2794 nt
Organism: Mugil cephalus (flathead mullet)
Lineage: Eukaryota; Metazoa; Chordata; Actinopteri; Mugiliformes; Mugilidae
Gene: gale
Product: UDP-galactose-4-epimerase
Exons: 11
Coding region: 187-1239 (350 amino acids)
Biological process (GO): beta-D-galactose catabolic process via UDP-galactose, Leloir pathway
Cellular component (GO): cytosol
Molecular function (GO): UDP-glucose 4-epimerase activity
Source: RefSeq, a predicted model, not a curated record